GGUUUGAGUCGUCCUUAACCGUGGUGGGCUUUCUCACUUAUUAUGCAAGCUGAGAGAGGGCAGGGUUUUGAGAGGGCUUAACGACGCCGUUCCUUAGAGCAGCCCGCCCGGAACUAACUCUUCUCCGCCGCCGUGGCCAACGAAAUUAUGGGAAAGAAGAAUAAGUCUUCGAAAAGGAAAACCAGAGAGAGCGAAGCAGACACUGAGGUUUUGUCUCAUAAGAGUCUUGGAGAGAAAGAUGGGGUUGAUGUGAUGGAUGACUUGAGUGAACCAACCAUGGGUGAAAAACUUGCAAGCCUGAAAUUGGAAGGAGAUGACAAAGCUUCUAAUGAUAAUAAUGUCGACUCUUCUCUUGCAAAGCCACCCAGUGCGGACUCAGUUUAUAUCUUACUUAAGCAAGCACUCCGAGCCGAUGACCGAGCACUUCUUAUAACUUGCUUAUACAGACAAGAUGCGAAGGUGAUUACAAAUUCACUAUCGCGGUUGAAUCCUUCAGAUGUUCUCAAGUUUUUACAGUCUCUCGUAUCAAUAAUCCAAUUGAGGGGUGCUGUGCUGGCUUGUGCUCUUUCAUGGCUCAGAAGUUUGCUUCUUCUGCAUGCAAGCAGUAUAAUGUCUCAGGAAUCUUCUUUGGCUGCGCUGAACUCUUUAUAUCAGCUCAUAGAAUCUAGAGUAUCGACUUUCAACAAUGCCCUCCAACUAGCCAGUUGCUUGGACUUGCUUUAUGCAGAGGCUAUUGAUGAUGGAGUGGAGGAGAAUACAGCGAUAACACCCGUUAUAUACGAGGAUGAGGAUGAAAGUGAUGAUGAGGGAUCUGAAGACUCUAUGGAAGUUGAAAAUGUUGAAGAUGGCGAAGAGCCUCAAGCCUAUACUGAUAUCAGUGAUAAUGAAGGAAAUGGUGAAAUUAGCGACUGAAUUGAAUAUUAUACUCGGGCUACAGAAAGUGUAGAAAAGUAUGGAGUCUCCUUUUUGUUCCAUCCUUGUUAUAAUUAUCCUUCUUUUUUGUCUCUGUUUGGCCUUUUAUUUCUCUAAUCCCCAAGCUCCGUUUUUCCCAUAAUUCCUAUAGAACGAAAUUCAGUAGUGUCAAGAAAAGAAACCUUUUCUCAUAUUCGGAAUUUUUAUAGUUGUUUUUACGUCUUUUGGCUGUUGAAACAGUAGCAGUGGGCGAGUUGAAAUGCGUUAUCA
Sesamum indicum (sesame) is the source of this 1182-nucleotide messenger RNA. RefSeq names its product WD repeat protein. Gene Ontology annotation, cellular component: nucleolus. Gene Ontology annotation, biological process: maturation of SSU-rRNA from tricistronic rRNA transcript (SSU-rRNA, 5.8S rRNA, LSU-rRNA). The record is from RefSeq and is a predicted model, not a curated record. NCBI's taxonomy places the organism in Eukaryota, Viridiplantae, Streptophyta, Magnoliopsida, Lamiales, Pedaliaceae.